Molecule: messenger RNA, 307 nt
Organism: Dentiscutata heterogama
Lineage: Eukaryota; Fungi; Glomeromycota; Glomeromycetes; Diversisporales; Gigasporaceae
Source: the annotation of a GenBank genome assembly
AAGCUGGCAACUCUGAAAAUAGUAGUUCUGAAGAUAGUAGUUCUAAAAAUAGUGGUUCUAAAGAUAGUGAUUCUAAAGAUAGUAAUUCUGAUAAAGAGAAUAUACCCUUAACCAUUAUGCUUAAGAAUCUAUAUAAAGCUGCAACUAAAAGCAGGCCAAAAUCAUCUAGCCACAAAAAUAACAAAAAAGAAAAACAAUUAGUGAAAAAAUUGCUCAAUGGUAGAAAGAGAAAAUGUGGUCCCAAUCAAUGCAGCUACUGCAAGAUAACAGGUUACAAUAUUGCAACAUGUUCCAAAAAGGCAAUAGA